This is a messenger RNA of Heterostelium album PN500, 1074 nucleotides long. RefSeq names its product phage holin family protein. The transcript has a single exon. Lineage: Eukaryota; Evosea; Eumycetozoa; Acytosteliales; Acytosteliaceae. The record is from RefSeq and is a predicted model, not a curated record. The coding region runs from base 1 to 1074 and encodes 357 amino acids.
AUGUCAUCAGAAAAAUUUAUACAACUACCAUUAGGAGAGUUUUCCAAACUAUCUUCCGCAUUUUUGGCUACCACUUUGCCUGUUGCGAUUGAAGCUCUUCUCUACUACCAAAAAUUACAGACAACCAAAGAGAAAGCCAACGAUUCAGAUUCAUUUAACCGAGAGCUAAUUAAGUUCAAAGAUUCUAGUCAUAGUGAAUUAACUCUUGAUGAAGAGAUAGAAAAACAGAGAGGCAAUCCAAAGUUUGUCUUACAGAAAAGACCAGAUGGAAAAAGCCCUGUUCAACUGUCAGCUGAUUUUUCAGAGUUCCACAAAGAUUGUAUUUCGGAAUCGAGAUGUUGUUGGAUUGGAGAUAAAGAUGUUCAAUGUUGUAAUCAUGUGAAUAGUCGUAAUCAUGUGAAAAGUCGUCACAUUUCUCUCUGUGAAACUCAUAUGCAAAUAAUGGAAAAACAAAUGAAUAUCAAGAAAAGACUUUCAGAGGAAGAAGAAAAGGAACUCCAUCAUAAGGUAUACAAUGUAAUGUGGCCAUACUUUACCAAGAGGAUCAAUGAAAUCGAAUCACACAAAGUCAAGGGUGAGAGAGAAUCAGCAGAAUUACAACUCCUCUACAAGAUGAAAUCUGUGAUCUAUACAUAUAGAACGCUUCUCAAUCCGGGAUUUGGUGGUUUCUUGGAAGCUAUCAUUGAAAUUUUUUCUUCAUCACUUUUAGAGCCAACCAAAGAUAUAGUUACGAAAUUUGGAUUUGCAGUUGCAUGUGCUUUAGGAAUAUUCUCAAUUGCACUGAUAGCAGUUGACACUGGAAAUGAAUUGUUGUUUGGUGCCAUCAUGUUCCCUGUUGGAUUGGUAGCAACCAUUUAUGGAGUUUCAGUUGGCGUUGUUACCGCUGCAGCUGCAGGUGCAACUGGUGCUGCUUUUGUAAUUGCUGCAACUCCUCCAGGUUGGAUUCUGGCUGGUGCUGCGUUAGUAGGAUCAGGUGCAUUUUUGAUAGGUGCUGGUAUAUAUCGAAAAUUAAAGGGUGUUCCUUCACCACCCAGAGAGAAUUGGUCAAGGAUCACAAGAAUAUUAUUAGGCUAA